Messenger RNA from Tachysurus fulvidraco (yellow catfish), 2154 nucleotides. RefSeq names its product activating transcription factor 5b (gene atf5b). Bases 456 to 1643 code for a protein of 395 amino acids. The record is from RefSeq and is a predicted model, not a curated record. Gene Ontology annotation, biological process: regulation of transcription by RNA polymerase II. Gene Ontology annotation, cellular component: nucleus. The transcript has 4 exons. Gene Ontology annotation, molecular function: DNA-binding transcription activator activity, RNA polymerase II-specific; RNA polymerase II transcription regulatory region sequence-specific DNA binding. Lineage: Eukaryota; Metazoa; Chordata; Actinopteri; Siluriformes; Bagridae.
AGGACGCGGAUUGAUAUGAGGGGGGUGUGAUAAGGCUAUGUUUGUAUAGGCGUUGUGCGCAAAAGUUUUAGAAACGUUUUUUCCCCUCUCACUAGGUCAUCUUCAACAUCAAAUGGUUUGAACAAGACUGAAGAGAUGCUUUAUUAAUGUGAACUGUUCCUGUUCCUGUGAGUUUUCAGCGUGGAGAGCGCACUUCAGCCCACAUCAACAUGGAGUAUUACUUUUUCUUGGCAUUACGCUAUGUGAAGCACUCCUUGAAUUCGGACACAUUUGAGUACGCAAUUGAGUACUUCAAGCAAAUCAGAGAACAUUGUGGCAGCAUAGAUCCUUUUUUGCAAAAUUCUCCUCAUUUGCAAAGCCGACCUCCGAAUCCUCUCUUUCCCACUGGCUAAUGACAGCCAAUCCCAGAACGGAGGGGAGGAGUCUACACCGACGUACGGACGUACAUUGAUUGGAUGACAGAACAUUUUGACAGCUACCCACUUUCAACAUCAACUGAAUCGUCUCCUGGCUCAUCGAUUCCACCUUCCCCCUUGGAACAUGAUGUCCAGGUGCCCUCAGAUUUGGAGGUCAUGACCUCCCUCCUAAAAGAAGAACUUGCUCAACUCGAGGAUUAUUACCUAUUUGAAUCAGCGCCCAUGAAAGCAGAUAAAUGGCAGAAAUGUGAUAAAGGCUACCAAGCGAUGUCUGCACCGUCAUAUUACCAGUUACCCUGCUCUUCAUACAAUGUGAACCAGUCCGAAUCGAACCCUAGGCUUGUUACCCUGGCAACAGGUGAGCUUGACCUGAGAGGGUUUUGUGGCAGCUCUGUUGGAAGAUCUAAAACCUCCAGACCUGCUCCUUACAGCUAUGUUCGGACGCACUCCACUAGCCAAAGGAUAGCAUCAAAUGGUUGCAAAGACGUGGAAGUUUUUGAGAAAGAGACAUGGACUUUCAAAGGGACUCAUUCAGGUUAUGCGGAGAUGGCGUUAGACCAGUGUGCUGUUGACAAGAUUUUUGGGAAGAACCAUAUCGGUACGAAAAAGGUUCGAGAAUGUGCCAUAUUGUUAAAGGAAGAGGAAAAGAGAUGUUUCACUGAAGACGUUUUUUACAGAGCAGAGAUGGUGAAAAGUUUGGAUGGUGGUGCACCACUGGAUGUGCACCAUAGGAGAGAAGGUCAAGUUCCUGGAAUGAAGAUUCUUGGUCAUGGUCAUGAAGCUGUUCCUAUGCCCGUGCUGCACUGUAGUGAAAAUGGAAGUAAUCCUGCGUUUAAACACCCAGAAGUAGCUGAGUGUUACUUUAGUCAAAUUACUGCUAAUUUAGAACCAUAUCAUGGCUAUAUGAACGAAGUAGAUCAGCCAGUCCGCUCUGGGGAUGUCGAGUCUAUGAAUAACGGUUACUCAAGCCAUGAAUGCCUUGUAGAUCAAAGCUUUGAAUGUCUGUCCGGAGACAGUGUUGGAUCUUCUUUGGAGUUCCCAGCACAGAAACCAAUGCAAAGGCUAAGAGAAAACCUGUGUGUGUUCAAGCCGGAGGUCAAAGUAAGUUGCCUGGAAAGGAGCCAUGGAGAGCGCAAACAGAAGAAAAGAGACCAGAACAAGACAGCUGCUUACAGGUCUAGUUUGCCAAAUUUGAUGUAUGCAUUGUCCUCACACAGACAACAAUAGCGCUGAUCUGCUCUGAACAUAUUAACACCAGGUAUCGACAGCGGAAGAGGGCGGAGCAGGACUGCUUGGAGGAAGAGCUUCAUGGAUUGGAAGGGAGAAACAGAGAGCUGCGAGACAAAGCCGAAUCUGUAGAGAGAGAGAUCCAGUAUGUCAAAGACCUCCUGAUUGAAGUGUAUAAGGCUCGGAGUCAGCGCCUCAAAGAGGAUUCCAGUGCCUAAAGCCCGUUUUAAGCACCAGCAUUGAAAGAUCAGCUUUUUUUGGCAAGGACUUUUUUUUUUUUUUUUUUUUUUAAAUGACCUCUGGUUGUAUGUUUUUUGACGUUUAAAAUAAACGAUAAGACUCGGAAACAAGCUCUUUGCUGGGGUUGCUGAAUAGAAUUUUAGCGAAUUAUGUAAUGAACACUGUGAUACCAGCUUUAGGCUGACCAGUAUUCUUAGUAUUCUAACGAGAGCUAAAGAUAUUAUGCAUUUUCAUGAUUCGGUUUGACUUGAUUUUUUUUUUCUUUUUUUUU